Messenger RNA from Opisthorchis viverrini, 618 nucleotides. RefSeq lists its product as hypothetical. The record is from RefSeq and is a predicted model, not a curated record. Bases 1 to 618 code for a protein of 205 amino acids. The transcript has 6 exons. Lineage: Eukaryota; Metazoa; Platyhelminthes; Trematoda; Opisthorchiida; Opisthorchiidae.
AUGCCAACUCGAGAACUCUAUCUAGAACUUUGUAUCAUCAAACCAUAUUUGAAAGUUCUCCGCACUAACGUGAAAAGGCUGUCGGUCAACGGGCAAGCUCAACACGGGGCUGAACUGGUUCAUCUGUUUUACUGGUGUCGAUUCACGGCGCCAUGGAAAAUAUGUAUUACCCGGCCGCCGCACCUGAACUUGGGAGGAGAAGUUCUACCUCAGCUGGCCAUCGCGAACAUUCGCCUUGAUAGAGAAGGGAGGACCCAGACAAAAUUUAUGGCGGGAGAACAUACCUAUACUCACUCCAUCCGAACGACUGCAAAUGUACAGAAGAUUGUUCCCAGGACAGAUAAACCCAAGAUCUCCGGGGAAAUUAACGGCAGCUUGGCUGACGUGAAGAUUGUGCGAGAGAUGACCAGUCUCACCAUUCAUCGUCUUGCAGCUUGUGACAUUCCAACGAGGACAUGUACUGCUGUACACCACAGUUUCUCCAGAGCGAGCAUCCCAUCGCGUCCGACCGAUCGACUCUACGCGGUCACCGAGGUGGUCGGUGAUUUGUCCGCUGCAGUCUUCCGCAAUCGUAACGAGGCACACAUGGCAACAAAGCAACUGGAUUCUGCCAAGUGA